Messenger RNA from Gilbertella persicaria, 3446 nucleotides. Its product is annotated as muts domain V-domain-containing protein. NCBI's taxonomy places the organism in Eukaryota, Fungi, Mucoromycota, Mucoromycetes, Mucorales, Choanephoraceae. Gene Ontology annotation, biological process: mismatch repair. The record is from RefSeq and is a predicted model, not a curated record. The coding region runs from base 14 to 3028 and encodes 1004 amino acids. Gene Ontology annotation, molecular function: mismatched DNA binding; ATP binding; ATP-dependent DNA damage sensor activity. The transcript has 6 exons. Gene Ontology annotation, cellular component: MutSalpha complex; nucleus.
GUCAAAUAAUACUAUGGCACCUGCAAAAAAGACCCCACCUCAACAACAAAGCUCUUUGCUUUCUUUUUUCAACAAACAAAGUUCUUCUAGUCAACCAAAACCCAAACAAGAAGAAAUAGCUCAAAGCAAGCCACCCGAUUCGACAGAAGAAGAUACCAUGGAAGUAGAAACGACACCACAAAGUCGUAAAAAUAAACGUAUCAGCUAUAAAGAGUCAGACGAUAGUGACAUUGAAGAUAAAAUACAAAGCCCAGCUCCAGGAAAGAAAAGAAGGCUUGUACGACGUAUUUCAGAUGAAAGCGAUGAAGAAUUCGUACCUGCUAAAUCCACAGAUAUGGAUCAAGAAGAACUUGAAGAUAUAUUCUCUCAUGAUAUUGAAGAGGAUGACAUGAUGGUCGAACCAGAAACACCUAAAAGAGCAGCAGUAACACCCUUAAUGGAACGAUUCAAAAAAGUAUCUGUCUACGAAAAACCAUCUGUCAGUCUGAUGUCUCGCUUAAACGCCACCUCAAAAGCAGAGAAAAAGCAAGAACGUACUCAGAAAUUCAAGGAAAAGAAUGACGAGCGAUACCAUUGGCUUCAAGAUCAAAAAGAUCUGCAAGGCAAUCGUCCUGGUUCGCCCGACUAUGACCCAAGAACACUAUAUAUCCCUCCCUCUGCUUGGCAGAAAUUCACGCCUUUUGAAAAACAAUAUUGGGAAGUCAAACACAAGCAUUGGGAUACCAUCGUGUUCUUUAAAAAGGGCAAGUUUUAUGAGCUUUAUGAAAAAGAUGCCGAUAUUGGCCAUAAGGACUUUGAUCUCAAGAUGACAGACCGAGUCAACAUGCGCAUGGUGGGUGUACCUGAGAUGUCGUUUGAUUAUUGGACAGCACAGUUUAUUGCAAAGGGACACAAGGUAGCCAAAGUCGAUCAAAUGGAAACAGCCAUUGGUAAAUCCAUGCGCGAAAAAUCAGGCAAUAAGGCAGAUAAAGUCAUUCGUCGUGAAUUGACUUCUGUCUUGACAGCUGGCACUUUGGUAGAUGCUGGCUUGCUUACAAAUGAACUCAGUACAUACUGUAUGUCUAUCAAGGAAUACUGUGCAGACGAAGCCGUGCCUCCUCAGUUUGGUAUCUGUUUUGUCGAUACUUCCACCGCUCAAUUCAACUUGGUUCAUUUUGAAGAUGAUAUUCAGCGUACUAAACUGGAAACAUUGAUCAUGCAGAUCAAGCCUCGCGAAUUGGUUACCGAAAAGGGCAGAUUGUCCAAGAUGACGACUCGUUUACUCAAGUCGAUUCUAAAUGAUCCUCUUUGGAACAUGUUGAUUCCUGAACAAGAGUUCUGGGAUGCGCGUGUCACAGAGGAUGAAUUAAACUUUAGUGCUUAUUUUGAUGAAAAAGACAGUCCUCAAGGUCUAGUGGAAGCCAUGAAAGAAGCAAGACAAAACCCUUUACUCAUGUCUGCCUUCGGUGCAUUGAUCUGGUACCUUCGCUCUCUUAAAUUGGACAGAGAAUUACUUUCAGCUAAAAACAUGGUGCCCUAUGACCCUAUUCAAAACGCAACCUCCUUGGUCUUGGAUGGUCAAACCUUGGCUAAUCUCGAAAUCUUUCAAAAUUCUUAUGAUGGUAGCACAGAAGGCACUGUGUUUAAACUGCUGGCAAACAGUAUCACACCCUUUGGUAAACGUCUGUUUAAACAAUGGUUGUGUCACCCAUUGCGAAACAUUCAUGAUAUCAACCAACGUUUAGACGCCAUUGAGGAUGCUAUGAACUUGAGCUUGCAUGAUCGUGUGUCUAAACCUUUGGCUUCCUUGCCUGAUUUAGAGCGCCUUAUUUCUCGCAUUCAUUCGGGUCGUGUCAAAGUAAAAGAAUUCUUGUCAACCCUGCAAGGGUUUGAGGUCACACAGGAGAUUGUAGAUGGACUCAGAGACGAUCGUUCUCGAUUCAAAUCUUCCUUGUUAAUCCAACUGAUGGACAAGUUUCCUCAGAUCCAAGAGAGUCUUGAGCAACUAAAGCGCUUAUUUGUGAUAGCUGAUGUAGAUGUAGACUAUCAAAAGACAAAGACCAUCGUGCCUACAAAAGGUACCAACCAAGACUGGGAUGAUUUAGAACAACACAUUGCAGAUAUUCAACAACAAUUUGCUGAUCAUUUAACCGUUGUUAAAAGACAACUCAAAUGUGCUCGUAUAGAAUAUAAAGAUUUGGGUAAAGAUAUUUAUCAAAUAGAAGUACCUAAAGGGGUUUCUGUUCCUAAAGAUUGGAUCCAACUUUCCACUACAAGUAAAGCAACUCGAUACUGGGACAGUACUGUCAAGGGACUUGUGACUACUUAUAAGGAACUAUUAGAGACCAAGAAUGAGUUUGUCAAGAAAUUUGCUUUACAAGUCUAUCGUACCUUUGAUGCAUCUUACGCUACAUGGCUCUCUGCAGUUCAGAUCAUUGCUCACUUGGAUGGCCUGUUAGGUCUUGCCAAGGGGUCUAUGCAAAUGGGAGAACCCGUAUGUCGUCCUGUGUUUGUGGAACAAGAAUCAUCCCUGAUUGAGUUCAAGGACCUUCGUCACCCUUGUGUCAUCCCUGGUGUAGCUACUGAUUUCAUUCCGAAUGAUGUUGGACUUGGAGGAGAUGAAUCCAGUGUGAUUGUGCUCACAGGUCCUAACAUGGGCGGUAAAUCAACACUGCUUCGACAGACGUGUGUGGCCAUCAUUUUGGCUCAAUUGGGUGGGUAUGUCCCAGCAUCUUCAUGCCGCAUGACGCCUUGUGAUCGUAUCUAUACUCGUAUUGGUGCAAACGAUAACAUCAUGGGUGGACAAUCGACAUUUAUGGUUGAGCUUGCAGAGACAAGCAAGAUUCUGAAAGAAGCAACCCCUCGCUCCAUGGUCAUUUUGGAUGAAUUGGGACGUGGUACUUCUACCUUUGAUGGUUAUGCCAUUGCUUAUGGUGUGCUGCACUAUUUGGCUACACAUGUAGGGUGUCUGGGUAUGUUUGCAACGCAUUAUCAAACACUCUGUAAAGAAUUUGAACGAUCUCCCGAGAUUAAGAAUAUGCAUAUGUAAGUCACAUUAUAGUGAUCUAUGACUUAUUUGUGUAUUAGGGGUUAUAUCAUGGACGAUGAUGAACAUAAUGUGACAUUCUUGUAUAAGCUGACAGAAGGCAUUUGUGAGAAAUCAUUCGGUAUGAAUGUGGCUACCAUGGCUGGUAUUCCAGAAGAAGUUGUCAAGAGAGCAACAUCAGUGGCAGAAGAAGUUGAAGUGACACACCGCCUUAAAGAUACCACUUAUGCUAUGGCUGUGGAUAACCAAGUCAAUCUGACUCCUGCUGUGGUUGCUGACCUGAGUUAUCUGUUUUCCCACAAGAGAUCAAAAACAGUGCAUCAACGUAUCCUCCAAAGCUUUCACAAACUGCUUCAUGCAAAGUGACUGUGGAUCACUCGAUAUGACUAAUUCAAGAUUGCACUUGUCCAAAAAUCGAAUC